Hipposideros armiger (great roundleaf bat) is the source of this 5747-nucleotide messenger RNA. RefSeq names its product myosin-6-like. The coding region runs from base 131 to 5689 and encodes 1852 amino acids. The record is from RefSeq and is a predicted model, not a curated record. Gene Ontology annotation, cellular component: myosin filament; cytoplasm; myosin II complex. Lineage: Eukaryota; Metazoa; Chordata; Mammalia; Chiroptera; Hipposideridae. The transcript has 37 exons. Gene Ontology annotation, molecular function: microfilament motor activity; actin filament binding; ATP binding.
UGCUUCCGUGGCUCUUCAUUCUCCUUGUCUGUCCUUCUCUCUGCCUGGCUGCACCUCUGUGGCUCCACCCAUGGUCCAGACUGUUCAAGAUUCUUUGUGAAGCGAUAACCAGCCUUAAAGGAGCGACAAGAUGACCGAUGCCCAGAUGGCCGAUUUUGGGGCUGCAGCCCAGUACCUCCGCAAGUCAGAAAAGGAGCGCCUGGAGGCCCAGACCCGGCCCUUUGACAUCCGUACUGAGUGCUUCGUGCCUGAUGACAAGGAGGAAUUCGUCAAGGCCAAGAUUGUAUCCCGGGACGGGGGCAAGGUCACUGCUGAGACCGAGAAUGGCAAGACAGUGACCGUGAAGGAAGACCAGGUGUUGCAGCAGAACCCACCCAAGUUCGACAAGAUUGAGGACAUGGCCAUGCUGACCUUCCUGCACGAGCCCGCGGUGCUCUUCAACCUCAAGGAGCGCUAUGCGGCCUGGAUGAUCUACACCUACUCAGGCCUCUUCUGUGUCACCGUCAACCCCUACAAGUGGCUGCCGGUGUACAACGCUGAGGUGGUGGCCGCCUACCGGGGCAAGAAGAGGAGUGAGGCACCGCCCCACAUCUUCUCUAUCUCCGACAAUGCCUAUCAGUACAUGCUGACAGAUCGGGAGAACCAGUCCAUCCUCAUCACCGGAGAAUCUGGGGCAGGGAAGACUGUGAACACGAAACGUGUCAUCCAGUAUUUUGCCAGCAUCGCAGCCAUAGGUGACCGUGGCAAGAAGGACAAUGCCAAUGCAAACAAGGGCACCCUGGAGGACCAGAUCAUCCAGGCCAACCCUGCCCUGGAGGCCUUCGGCAACGCCAAGACCGUCCGGAAUGACAACUCCUCCCGCUUCGGGAAAUUUAUCAGGAUCCACUUUGGGGCCACUGGGAAGCUGGCUUCUGCAGACAUAGAGACUUAUCUCCUGGAGAAGUCCCGAGUGAUCUUCCAGCUCAAGGCUGAGAGAAACUACCACAUCUUCUACCAGAUCCUGUCCAACAAGAAGCCAGAGCUGCUGGACAUGCUGCUGGUCACCAACAACCCCUACGACUACGCCUUCGUGUCUCAGGGAGAGGUGUCUGUGGCCUCCAUCGAUGACUCCGAGGAGCUCCUGGCCACAGAUAGCGCCUUUGACGUGCUGGGCUUCACUGCUGAGGAGAAAGCUGGUGUCUACAAGCUGACGGGCGCUAUCAUGCACUACGGAAACAUGAAGUUCAAGCAGAAACAACGAGAAGAGCAGGCCGAGCCCGAUGGCACCGAAGAUGCCGACAAGUCCGCCUACCUCAUGGGGCUGAACUCAGCUGACCUGCUGAAGGGGCUGUGCCACCCUCGGGUGAAAGUGGGCAACGAGUACGUCACCAAGGGGCAGAGCGUGCAGCAGGUGUACUACUCCAUUGGGGCACUGGCCAAGGCAGUGUAUGAGAAGAUGUUCAACUGGAUGGUGACGCGAAUCAACGCCACCCUGGAGACCAAGCAGCCACGCCAGUACUUCAUCGGAGUCCUGGACAUCGCCGGCUUUGAGAUCUUUGACUUCAACAGCUUCGAGCAGCUCUGCAUCAACUUCACCAAUGAAAAGCUGCAGCAGUUCUUCAACCACCACAUGUUCGUGCUGGAGCAGGAGGAAUACAAGAAGGAGGGCAUCGAGUGGGAGUUCAUCGACUUCGGCAUGGACCUGCAGGCCUGCAUCGACCUCAUCGAGAAGGAAGCCCACUUCUCCCUGGUCCACUAUGCCGGCACCGUGGACUACAACAUCCUGGGAUGGCUGGAGAAGAACAAAGACCCACUGAAUGAGACGGUGGUGGGCUUGUACCAGAAGUCCUCCCUCAAGCUCAUGGCCACACUCUUCUCCUCAUAUGCUUCCGCUGAUGCCGGGGAUAGCGGUAAAGGCAAAGGAGGCAAGAAAAAGGGCUCAUCUUUUCAAACAGUGUCAGCUCUCCACCGGGAGAAUCUGAACAAGCUGAUGACUAACCUGAAGACCACCCACCCUCACUUUGUGCGCUGCAUCAUCCCCAAUGAACGGAAGGCUCCGGGGGUGAUGGACAACCCCCUGGUCAUGCACCAGCUGCGCUGCAACGGCGUGCUAGAGGGCAUCCGCAUCUGCAGGAAGGGCUUCCCAAACCGUAUCCUCUAUGUGGAUUGGGAGCCAAGUGCAACUGGCCUCAUGAUUGAGAAGUGCUCUUUCAUAGCUCUCCUCCUUUCCUCCAUGUUUUUUGCCAGGGAUGCCCUGCUGGUAAUCCAGUGGAACAUUCGGGCCUUCAUGGGAGUCAAGAACUGGCCCUGGAUGAAGCUCUACUUCAAGAUCAAGCCUCUGCUAAAGAGUGCAGAGACAGAGAAGGAAAUGGCCAACAUAAAGGAGGAAUUUGGACGCAUCAAAGAGACGCUGGAGAAGUCCGAGGCUCGCCGCAAGGAGCUGGAGGAAAAGAUGGUGUCCCUGCUGCAGGAGAAGAACGACCUACAGCUCCAAGUGCAGGCGGAACAAGAUAACCUCAAUGAUGCAGAGGAACGCUGUGACCAGCUGAUCAAGAACAAGAUCCAGCUGGAGGCCAAGGUGAAGGAGAUGAAUGAGAGGCUGGAGGAUGAGGAGGAGAUGAACGCCGAGCUCACCGCCAAGAAACGCAAGCUGGAAGAUGAGUGCUCUGAGCUCAAGAAGGACAUUGAUGACUUGGAGCUGACGUUGGCCAAGGUGGAGAAAGAGAAGCACGCAACAGAGAACAAGGUAAAAAACCUGACAGAAGAGAUGGCUGGACUAGAUGAAAUCAUCGCCAAGCUGACCAAAGAGAAGAAAGCUCUGCAAGAGGCGCAUCAGCAGGCCUUGGAUGACCUUCAGGCUGAGGAAGACAAGGUCAACACAUUGACCAAGUCUAAAGUUAAGCUGGAGCAGCAGGUGGAUGACCUGGAGGGGUCCCUGGAGCAGGAGAAGAAAGUUCGAAUGGACCUGGAGCGAGCAAAGCGGAAGCUGGAGGGCGACCUGAAACUGACCCAGGAGAGCAUCAUGGACCUGGAGAAUGACAAAUUGCAGCUGGAAGAAAAGCUCAAGAAGAAGGAGUUUGACAUUAGUCAGCAGAACAGUAAGAUUGAAGAUGAGCAGGCACUGGCCCUUCAGCUACAGAAGAAACUGAAGGAAAACCAGGCUCGCAUCGAGGAGCUCGAGGAGGAGCUGGAGGCUGAGCGCACCGCCCGCGCCAAGGUGGAGAAGCUGCGCUCAGACCUGUCCCGGGAGCUGGAGGAGAUCAGCGAGCGGCUGGAAGAGGCUGGCGGCGCCACGUCCGUGCAGAUCGAGAUGAACAAGAAGCGUGAGGCUGAGUUCCAGAAGAUGAGGCGGGACCUGGAGGAGGCCACGCUGCAGCAUGAGGCCACAGCAGCGGCCCUGCGCAAGAAGCACGCUGACAGCGUGGCCGAGCUGGGCGAGCAGAUCGACAACCUGCAGCGCGUGAAGCAGAAGCUGGAGAAGGAGAAGAGCGAGUUCAAGCUGGAGCUGGAUGAUGUCACUUCCAACAUGGAGCAGAUCAUCAAGGCCAAGGCAAACCUGGAGAAGAUGUCCAGGACACUGGAGGACCAGGCCAACGAGUACCGCAUGAAGCUGGAAGAGGCCCAACGCUCCCUCAACGACUUCACCACCCAGCGAGCCAAGCUGCAGACUGAGAACGGUGAGCUAUCCAGGCAACUGGAAGAAAAGGAGGCCCUGAUCUCCCAACUGACCCGAGGGAAGCUCUCCUACACUCAGCAAAUGGAGGACCUCAAGAGGCAGCUGGAGGAAGAGGUUAAGGCGAAGAAUGCCCUGGCCCACGCACUGCAGUCGGCCAGGCACGACUGUGACCUGCUGCGGGAGCAGUAUGAGGAGGAGACAGAGGCCAAGGCUGAGCUGCAGCGUGUCCUGUCGAAGGCCAACUCAGAGGUGGCCCAGUGGAGGACCAAGUAUGAGACAGAUGCCAUCCAGCGGACCGAGGAGCUGGAGGAGGCCAAGAAGAAGCUGGCCCAGCGGCUACAAGAUGCCGAGGAGGCCGUGGAGGCCGUCAACGCCAAGUGCUCAUCGCUAGAGAAGACCAAGCACCGGCUGCAGAACGAGAUUGAGGACCUGAUGGUGGAUGUGGAGCGCUCCAACGCGGCCGCUGCAGCCCUGGACAAGAAGCAGAGGAACUUCGACAAGAUCCUGGCUGAGUGGAAGCAGAAGUAUGAGGAGUCGCAGUCAGAGCUGGAGUCCUCACAGAAGGAGGCACGCUCCCUCAGCACUGAACUCUUCAAGCUCAAGAACGCCUACGAGGAGUCCCUGGAGCACCUGGAAACCUUCAAGCGAGAGAACAAGAACCUUCAGGAGGAAAUCUCUGACCUGACUGAGCAGCUGGGAGAAGGAGGAAAGAAUGUACAUGAGCUGGAGAAGGUCCGAAAGCAGCUGGAGGUGGAGAAGCUGGAGCUGCAGUCAGCCCUGGAGGAGGCCGAGGCCUCCCUGGAGCACGAGGAGGGCAAGAUCCUUCGGGCCCAGCUGGAGUUCAACCAGAUCAAGGCAGAGAUUGAGCGGAAGCUGGCCGAGAAGGACGAGGAGAUGGAGCAGGCCAAGCGCAACCACCUGCGGGUGGUGGACUCGCUGCAGACCUCCCUGGACGCAGAGACACGCAGCCGCAACGAGGCCCUGCGGGUGAAGAAGAAGAUGGAGGGCGACCUCAACGAGAUGGAGAUCCAGCUCAGCCACGCCAACCGCAUGGCCGCUGAGGCCCAGAAGCAAGUCAAGGGCCUCCAGAGCUUGCUCAAGGUACAUGGAGACUCUCGGAUNGACAACCCCCUGGUCAUGCACCAGCUGCGCUGCAACGGCGUGCUAGAGGGCAUCCGCAUCUGCAGGAAGGGCUUCCCAAACCGUAUCCUCUAUGGGGACUUCCGACAGAGGUAUCGCAUCCUGAAUCCAGCAGCCAUCCCCGAAGGACAGUUCAUUGACAGCAGGAAAGGGGCAGAGAAGCUGCUGGGCUCCCUGGACAUUGACCACAACCAGUACAAGUUCGGCCACACCAAGGUGUUCUUCAAGGCGGGGCUGCUGGGGCUGCUGGAGGAGAUGCGAGACGAGAGGCUGAGCCGCAUCAUCACCCGUAUCCAGGCCCAGUCCCGGGGCCAGCUCAUGCGCAUUGAGUUCAAAAAGAUUGUGGAGCGCAGAGAAACUCCUGCCGCCAUGAUGGCGGAGGAGCUGAAGAAGGAGCAGGACACCAGCGCCCACCUGGAGCGCAUGAAGAAGAACAUGGAGCAGACCAUUAAGGACCUGCAGCACCGGCUGGACGAGGCUGAGCAGAUCGCCCUCAAGGGUGGCAAGAAGCAGCUGCAGAAGCUGGAGGCCCGGGUGCGGGAGCUGGAGAACGAGCUGGAGGCCGAGCAGAAACGCAACGUGGAGUCUGUCAAGGGCAUGAGGAAGAGUGAGCGUCGCAUCAAGGAGCUCACCUACCAGACGGAGGAGGAUAAGAAGAACCUGCUGCGGCUACAGGACCUGGUAGACAAACUGCAGCUGAAGGUCAAGGCCUACAAGCGCCAGGCUGAGGAAGCAGAGGAGCAGGCCAACACCAACCUGUCCAAGUUCCGCAAGGUGCAGCACGAGCUAGAUGAGGCAGAGGAGCGGGCGGACAUCGCUGAGUCCCAGGUCAACAAGCUGCGGGCCAAGAGCCGCGACAUCGGUGCCAAGCAAAAAAUGCACGACGAGGAGUGAUGCUGCCAUUGGGACCUUGCUCUUGCUAACUUAUAAUAAAUAUGAGUGCCAGACUCUG